GCCCGGGAGGUGGAAGGGAGGGGGGCGAAGGCCCCCUCGGGCGGCGGCUGACGUGGGUGAGGAGCGGCGGCGCCGGGAGCAUCAUGUCGAAGGUCACCUUUAAAGUGACGCUCACCUCGGACCCGCGGCUGCCCUACAAAGUGUUAAGCGUGCCCGAAAGUACCCCUUUCACAGCUGUCUUGAAGUUUGCUGCAGAAGAAUUCAAAGUUCCUGCAGCAACAAGUGCCAUUAUAACAAAUGAUGGUAUAGGAAUAAACCCUGCACAGACAGCAGGAAAUGUAUUUCUAAAGCAUGGUUCAGAUCUACGGAUUAUUCCCAGAGAUCGAGUUGGGAGUUCUUAAUGUCUCCUGAAAGCUUUGGAAUAAGUGACAUUGCCGUGCAGCAAAGGUCUAUUUAUUUUGGAACCCCAAAAAUGCAACUAAUGAAUUGGCCUUUUUUAAAGCUAGCAAAAAUUACUUCCCAGGGGUUUUUGUUGUGUUUUUUUUUUUUUUUAAAAAAACAGAGAUAAGGUUUCAUUUCUUGUUAAAAUAUUUUAACUCAUGCACUGAUUCUUCCCUGACUAGUAGAAGAAUGGGCUGAUUGCUUGUUAUGUUCCUGAAAGAAAAAUGGACUAUAUAGGUGUUACUGACACCACAAAGGUAAACACAGGCACGAUCAAUAGAUAUUUAAAAUAUUGGAUAUUGUUGAGCCCACUUUGUGGAAGAGGGAACUGUGUUAUGAUUUUGCUACAAAGAAAUUGUUGCUAGUGAGUGCUAAAACUUUUUUUUUCCUUUUGUUUUUUUCUAAACUUACUUUCAUGUUUAGAGGAACAGUUUUCACAUGGUUCAAGUAUUAAGCUGAAAUAGAAGGGAAAUUUCAGGGGUUUAUUACUCAAAUAAGUAAAUGCCAAUGUUCCAAAGUAAUUGUAAGAUUUAAUUGCUGCAAAUAUUUUAGAUAAAGGAGAAAACAGAGGUUUCUAUGUGUUAAAACUUCAUUUGACAUAUUGUGAAGUUAAAUUAAACGCAGUUUCAGAAAAUUUAUGAGACCUAAUCUCCUCACAUGAAGUGCCAUCAGCUGAGGAUUGCACCGUGAUUUGGGAAUGUGUAGGUACUGGUCCAAUAUGUCAUUCCUUUUUCAGUAAACUAAUACUGGUUUUUUUUUUUCUAAAAGUCUUGUUUUAUUACUGUGUGUUACAUGGGAAACAGCAUAGAAUUCACUGAAAUGUUUGUGUUCAGAUUAUAUGCUUCUUGUUUAUAAAUUGCCAGGGAUAAACUAUCAGUUGUAUACUUUAAUCGGGAAAAUUCCUGCUUUUCUUGAACUGGUAAUCUACUUUGUGCUUUAAUAUAUUUUGCCAAAUCUUACCCUGUUGUGUUUUUUUCUGUCCUACUGAGUUUAAAAGAAAGAACAGUGGGCAAUGUAGUGCUUGGUUAAAUGAGUAUUGUCACAAAUAAAACUGUCCUGUGCAAUAAUCGUGCUCUACAAAGAUGUUCAGAUAAUGUGUCAGAUAGUGCAGAAGAAUAAAAUGCCCUUCUGAGUGGGUGUACCUUGAGUAUAUAGAGGAAAACUCUUCUGAAAGUGAUAUUUGACUAUGAACAUUUUCCAAGAUGAAUUGUAAAAUUCUGGAUUUUCCUUUAUUUUAAUAAACAAUUAUAUGAAAAAGGUGCAAA
Harpia harpyja (harpy eagle) is the source of this 1646-nucleotide messenger RNA. RefSeq names its product ubiquitin fold modifier 1 (gene UFM1). Gene Ontology annotation, cellular component: cytoplasm; nucleus. The coding region runs from base 84 to 341 and encodes 85 amino acids. The record is from RefSeq and is a predicted model, not a curated record. The transcript is spliced from 6 exons. Lineage: Eukaryota; Metazoa; Chordata; Aves; Accipitriformes; Accipitridae. Gene Ontology annotation, biological process: protein K69-linked ufmylation.